This is a messenger RNA of Rhodotorula toruloides NP11, 999 nucleotides long. Its product is annotated as DNA excision repair protein ERCC-1. NCBI's taxonomy places the organism in Eukaryota, Fungi, Basidiomycota, Microbotryomycetes, Sporidiobolales, Sporidiobolaceae. Gene Ontology annotation, biological process: mitotic recombination; meiotic mismatch repair; nucleotide-excision repair. The transcript has 5 exons. The coding region runs from base 1 to 999 and encodes 332 amino acids. Gene Ontology annotation, cellular component: ERCC4-ERCC1 complex; nucleus; nucleotide-excision repair factor 1 complex. Gene Ontology annotation, molecular function: single-stranded DNA binding; damaged DNA binding. The record is from RefSeq and is a predicted model, not a curated record.
AUGAGCGCGCAGCCAGGUCCCUCCAAGCCGCCAGCAGCGUCCGCGUCGUCUUCGACCUCCGCCUCGUCUUCAUCAGUCCGACCGUCGACACCGGGUGCUUUCUCGACCAACACGCCUCGCCAGGGGACUCCAGCUGGUGGACAGUCUGCUGUACAGCGAGGGAAACAGCCUGCGGUGCCGGGCGGGCCAGUACAAGCGGGAGCGGGAGGAGGAGGGAGGGUCGUGCAGCCAGGUGGUGGUGGGGCAGGCGCUGGACAGGCGCAAAGCGGGAGGGCGGUCAACGCGGGUGCUGCGAGUGGCCCAGCAGUCAUCCGACCGACGCUCAAUUCGAUCCUCGUCAAUGUCAGGCAGAAAGGAAACCCUGUCAUCGGACAUAUACGUACCGUGCCAUGGGAGUAUGGCGACAUCAAGUGCGACUACCAGGUUGGCGCAACAGCCGGUGUCCUCUAUCUCUCCAUUCGCUACCACCUCCUUCAUCCCGAAUACAUCCACACGCGCAUUCAGGACCUCGGCCAAAAUUACAACCUUCGCAUCAUCCUCUGCCAGUGCGACGCUGACAACCACACUGCCGCGAUGAAGGAGCUCACCAAGGUCGCCAUCGUCAACGGCUACACGCUCAUCACGUGCUGGAGCGCCCAAGAAGCAGGCCGCUACCUCGAGACGUACAAGUCGUUCGAACGCAAGCCGCCCGACCUGAUCCGCGAACGUGUUGACGAUUCGUACAUGGCGCACAUGACGAGCGCCUUGACGAGCGUUCGUGGCGUCAACAAGACGGACGUGACGACGUUGAUCAGCAACUUUGGCUCCUUCGCCAACCUCGUCCUCGCCGAACCGGCCAAACUCUCGACCCUCCCCGGUCUGGGUGACAAAAAAGUUCGUCGCUUGCGCGAGGCUUUCACCGCUCCUUUCACGACGUCGGGCGGGAAGAACAAGCGGAGGAGGGUGGAGAAGGGUGAGGCGGAGAAGAGGGGCGAGAGAGGGGAGAGGGAGAUCAACUAG